ACGUUUCUUGCUUAGAGCUUAGAUAAAUAUUUAUUAAGUAUUAACUUUAAUUAUUUUGAAUAGAAAUAACGAAUUUUAAUUGAAGCGUCGACUGAAAUAAUCAUUUUUUAUUUAGAAAAUGUCGGAAGAGAGUCGUGUGGUGCGCAUUGUAAAUCUCGAUGAAACUUUUACAAACGAAACUUUGAAAACUUUUAUUCUAACAAGGUGCCAGCCUAAUGGAGACAUACAAAAUCUAUACUUGAAAAGAGAUGAUAUUAAUCAAUUAUUUUAUGGAUACAUAGUAUUCGAGCAUAGCUAUGAUGCUGUAAAAGUGGUACAGGGUUUAAAUGGUUAUGUUUAUGGCACAAAUCAAUUCGAAGUUGAAUUAAUUGGUCCAAAUCUAAAAUAUAACAUAUUUCCAGAGACCAAAGAAAGUGAUAUUUGGAUAAGAAAUUCUCACAGAAUUGAAUAUCCUUUAAAAAGUGCUAUAUCAGCAAGAAAAAACCUUUUACGUAGAAGGACGUCGGUUGUUGGUGCUGAUAAGAAAAAAUAUAUGAGCAGUCGUCUUAAUUUAAUUUGUAAUCGUCGAUUAGAAAAAGUUUCCGAAUACAUUCCUUCUAAUGCAGAACCUAAAGUCUAUGGUGCAAAUAAAGUAAGGCAAUCUGGCAGGAGCUAUGCAUGUGUAUGCAUCAGUGGACUACAUUACUCCACGACUGAAUCUGACUUAGCAAAGCUUGUCCAGCCAUUUGGACCAAGGAAGUCGCUUCGGUUAGUAAAGGAUAAGGGGACUGGUGUCAGAAGUUUUGCUUUUGUACAUUUUAAAUUUAAAUGUGACGCAGCUGAAGCUAUUUCUCAGCUCAAUGGAAUUAAUGUUCAUAAUCGUAUCCUUAAAGUUGAAUGGUCGAGGUCAUAGACCAAGACAAAUUUUGUAUAACGAUAAGUAUGUAUAAUGUACUUAGUUUUUUUUUUGUAAU
Molecule: messenger RNA, 953 nt
Organism: Anoplophora glabripennis (Asian longhorned beetle)
Lineage: Eukaryota; Metazoa; Arthropoda; Insecta; Coleoptera; Cerambycidae
Product: eukaryotic translation initiation factor 3 subunit G-B-like
Exons: 2
Coding region: 119-892 (257 amino acids)
Molecular function (GO): RNA binding
Source: RefSeq, a predicted model, not a curated record